UUUGUAGUGGUCCUUGAUUGAUGGAUGUGUAUGUUUUAAAUUCGUUAGAGAAACUCAAAAUAGGGUAGUACCCUAAAAAAAAAUAGAUAAAUAUAAAUAUUUAAUGGUUCUAUGUGACAAAUUAGAGUGGAGUGUGAGACAAAUCGGACGUAAAUGGUAAUGGAAAAAUACGAUGACACCAACUGGCUUGAUCGGAGCCCUGGCCAAGAAGAAGAGAAAAAGACACAUGCCCAGAAACUAGAAAAGAAAAAUAACAUUUUACCAUUGUGGGGGAAUGAGCGGACCAUGAAUCUUAACCCAUUGAUUUUGACAAACAUCCAGUCAUCUCAUUACUUCAAGGUCAAUCUAUAUGAACUCAAAACAUAUCAUGAGGUCAUUGAUGAAAUUUAUUACAAGGUUACCCAUCUUGAGCCAUGGGAGAAAGGUAGCAGGAAAACAGCUGGCCAGACUGGAAUGUGUGGCGGAGUUCGUGGAGUUGGUGCAGGUGGUAUUGUCUCAACAGCUUAUUGUUUGCUAUAUAAGCUGUUUACGCUAAAGUUAACAAGAAAACAAGUGAAUGGUCUCUUAACCCAUCCAGAUUCACCUUAUAUUCGAGGCCUGGGGUUUAUGUACAUAAGGUAUACUCAGCCUCCACAAGAUUUGUGGGACUGGUAUGACCCUUAUUUGGAAGAUCCAGAGGAAAUGGAUGUCAAAGCUGGUGGUGGCCAAGUUAUGACUAUUGGUGAUAUGCUCAGAGCAUUCCUGACAAAACUGGAGUGGUUUUCAACCCUUUUUCCUAGAAUACCUGUACCUAUUCAGCAAAAACUUGAAAAAAAGAUGUUAGAAAGAUUUCCUCCUGUAGUAUCACCCUCACGGCCACUGAAGCAAUCACUACCACCACUGCAGUCAAGCAAAGAGGCAAGACAUAUCCCUGAUGAUGAAGUGUCUUUUGGGGAAGCAGAACGAUUUUCAAGGCUCAGGAGGACGGAUGCACCUCCACCAAGAGAGAGGCGGCAAUCACCAGAUAGAGCCAGAAGCAAAGAAAGGGAGAGAGAUAGGAGAAGAGCUUACAGUUCUGAGAGGCGAAAUAGCAGAGAAAAACAUCACAGAAAUAGCAGAGAAAGGAGAAGCUCGUACAGCCGUGAGAGGAGUCCUUUGCGCCAUCGAGAAAGAACACAUGUACAUAGAACAAAAAAUGGCAGGGAAACCCCUGUUCGUCGAAGCUCACCUGACGAUUUUGCUGCAGAGCUCAGAAGAGAAAAGGAACGUCAGAAACGGGAGAGAGAAAAAGAGAGGGAAAGAGAAAGAGAACGGGAUAAAGAAAAAGACCGACACAGAGAUAAAGACAGGGAUCGAGAACGGGAUAGGGAAAGAGACAGAGAAAAAUUGAGGGAAAGGGACCGUUCUCGUGACAGGGCUCAUGAACGCUCUAGGGUCUGGGACAGAGAGGAUUCCCGUGACAAAGAUCGCAGUCGAGAUAAGGAUAAAGACUUGGAUCGUGCUUAUGACAAAGAGAGGGAUUAUUCUCGAGAAACACGGUUUUGAUUUGGGACAAGAACUUCUCAUAAUAAAUUGACAUUUGUGGGAAAUCUUCAGGGCAACAAAAAAGAGAUACCAAAAGAAAUGUUGGCGUCAAAACAGAGGCACCCAUUAUUGACCACUUUUGGGUAUGGACAGAAUACUGUUUUAGCUUUGUAUGUUACUACACAAAAGAAGUCAGUCAUUUUGUCACCUAUUCUACACGAAACAUUUGAUGUAAGUGGACAUGAGCCACCUGAAAUAAUAAUGUUCUACAACUCAACAAAGUGAGGAGUGGGUACAGUUGAUAAGAUGGCUAGACAUUAUUCAGUGAAACAAGGAACAAAAAGGUGGUCAAUUGCUGUAAUUUUUUUAUAUACUAGAUGUAGCUUGUAUCUUGCUUAUGUUCUGUAUUGUAAAUUUUUACAUGAUAUGAGAAGUAGAAAUGCAAGAAGAGAAUUCCGCUCAGAACUAGGAAAAGAGUUAGUCAAACCUCACACUGAACAACAAAUCCUGUCGCCCCAGUGCAGAACACAACGCAUUCGUUUCUAGUGCGCCUUUCCAAUCCAUGACCGUUUCUGAUGCACAUAAAGUUUCUGGCCUGAUGACAGUGCUGUAACAUCUCAGUUUUACAUUACAUGAUAUGCAUGAUUUAUCGUAGAUGUUUCCAGCCUUUCAGAAUGCUCUACUCAUCUUUUGAUUUUUUUUCAUUGGUUUCUUCCUGUAUCCCAUUUGCCUUCAAGGAUCUUCUAAAGGAAAACCAACACAAUAACCAGGAAGCUGAUGUUCCAAAUCUGAAAAGAAAAUGAUGUGAUUCCUGCUCAAGGUCAAAGGACAAGAAAGUGAAUCAACAAUGUGAUGGGUGUCAAAAGUUUGUCUGUAAAGAACACGCUAGGUUAAGUGUGUUGUGUAAUGAUUGUUGAUCAUAUGACACGGAGAGCAAGUAGGAGUGUAUUUCUAAUAAAAUUCCAUGUAAGUGAUACUACACAUAGUAUUAAUUAAUUAUAGUAUUGUUACAUAAUGUGCAGGUUAUGAAUAUUUUGUGUUAAAAUAAUUUUUGGAACUAAACAAAAUAUGUUUUCAUAUUUCAAACAACUCUAGUGAAUAAUUACAAUUUACAUGUUACUUAAUUAUAUUAACAAACUAUGGGGUUGUAAUAUCAACAUCGUGUGUAUGUUUCUCAAUAAAUUAUAAUUACAUU
This is a messenger RNA of Schistocerca americana (American grasshopper), 2698 nucleotides long. RefSeq names its product pre-mRNA-splicing factor 38B-like. The coding region runs from base 154 to 1524 and encodes 456 amino acids. NCBI's taxonomy places the organism in Eukaryota, Metazoa, Arthropoda, Insecta, Orthoptera, Acrididae. Gene Ontology annotation, cellular component: precatalytic spliceosome. The transcript has 9 exons. The record is from RefSeq and is a predicted model, not a curated record.